Rotaria sp. Silwood2 is the source of this 888-nucleotide messenger RNA. The record is from the annotation of a GenBank genome assembly. Lineage: Eukaryota; Metazoa; Rotifera; Eurotatoria; Philodinida; Philodinidae.
AUGGCUCUGUGCUUAGCAAUAUCUCUGGUAGCUCGUCGUGAUUUUGUUCUUUAUGAUCAGUUGGUUCGCUACAAAUGGUGGUACAGAAAUGGAUACAUAUCAUCGACAGGAAAAUGCUUCGAUAUUGGUGAAUCUACUAGAAUAUCGAUUCAUAUGUUUGAAAGUCGACAAAAGGAGUUUGCCAAGAAGAAUAGCAUCUCAUUAGAAGAAAUUAAUUUUCUCUCAGACAAUAAUCUCCUCGAAGAAUUCAAAGUUAAUUGCAGCGCACAAGGAAAUGCUGGGAACGGAGCUCUGAUGCGUUUAGCAUCCGUUCUUCUGUUUUUUAAUCGUUUUCCGGAAAUUGCUGUUGAAUACUCGGGACGCAGUGGUUUUAUUACUCAUGGAGAUACAAAGGCCGUCGAUGCAUGUCGUUAUUAUGGAGCUCUUAUUAUAGCUGUGAUGAAUAAUACAAAGAAAGAUAUAUUACUGAGUAAGAAAUUUUAUGAUUUAACAAUCAAACAAUGGCUGAACAAGAAACAACUACAUCCUGAGAUUGACAACAUUGCCAAUGGGUCGUUUCAGAGGAAAAAAGGAUACGACGACGGAAUACGCGGCAAAGGCUAUAUAGUUAAUGCUCUCGAAGCUGCUUUGUGGACAUUUUGGAGCACAGAUUCGUUUGAGAAGGGUGUUCUAUCAGCAGUCAAUCUUGGUGACGAUACUGAUACAAUAGCAACUAUUUAUGGCCACUUGGCAGGUGUAUACUAUGGCUAUAGUAAACUACGACUUGAUUGGAUUGACGCUAUCUAUGCUAAGGAAUUCAUGCAAUGUUUGUGUGAAUUGAUCGCCUGCGAAGGAGAUCAAUGGCGUCCCAAGACGGAAUUUGAUCUGCAGGGUAUGAGUGUGGUUUAA